UCGUAGAAUCGAAGAGACGCAACGAGCGCGAAGAGGGAGGGACACGGGAUUCAACAAACGAUGUCGGACUUCGGAGUAGUUGUUAAUGUAGUAUGUGUGUGACAACGGGAUUGACAACAUGGAUACGUUUGACCUAGGAGGAGGUAUCAAUUGCACACUACCCGCGAUCGAAGACUUUCCACAUGACUUAUUCGACGAGAAGCAGCGACAAGACGGGGCUGUCGUCGUACACGUCAUCGUAUCCCUUUACCUCUUUAUCGCGUUAGCAGUAGUCUGCGAUAAGUUCUUCGUACCUGCCGUAGAAAAAAUAUGUCACGCAUUGUCAAUGUCGAAAGACGUGGCUGGUGCCACAUUUAUGGCAGCGGCGACUUCGGCUCCGGAAUUAUUCGUAAAUGCAAUUGGAACCUUCAUCACCGAAGGGGACAUUGGCGUUGGAACUAUUGUUGGCUCGGCCGUGUUCAAUAUACUCGCAGUACCAGCUUGCUGUGGAAUUGGUGCUGGAAUGGUCGUUCCAUUGGAUUGGUGGCCUGUCAGCAGAGAUUGCCUUGCUUAUGGAGUAACAGUAGCCAUCUUAAUCUGCAUAAUCCACGACGAACGUGUUGAGUGGUACGAGGCAUUAACAUUGGUACUACUAUACAUCGUUUACAUAGCUGUUAUGUACUGGGACAAAUCCUUUCAACGAUGUACCAGGUUUCGCACGAAAAACAGUCAGCUGUCAUCGGAUGACUGCCAUAUCGGUACAGGAGAUGCCGGAGAAGUUCAUCUAUCCAGACCAGAUAAAUUACAAUCGAGUGGCGACCGUGUGGAACAAGUGGCGACUAUUGACGUCCCAUUGCAGAAUGGUGGUACGAAAACUCAAGAAGAAAAUCAUGACCCUGUUAUUUUAGAUUAUGAGUACGAGCUUCUAGUAUGGCCAGCACGUGGUGGAUGGAUACGCAAGACUGCUUGGGUGAUAACGUGGCCGAUACACUUGGUUUUCAUGUGCACGAUACCGGAUUGCAAUAAACCGCGUUUCAAAAAUUGGUUCCCCAUAACGUUUCUUAUGUGCAUCAUUUGGAUCGGAUCUCUGAGUUACGUCGUCGCAUGGAUGAUAACGAUAAUCGGUGACACAUUAAAAAUACCGGACUCUGUAAUGGGUAUCACAUUCCUCGCAGCUGGAACCAGCGUCCCGGAAGCGGUGUCCAGCGUGAUUGUAGCGAAGCAAGGUCAUGGCUCCAUGGGCAUAAGCAAUUCGAUUGGUUCAAACACGUUCGAUAUUCUACUCUGCCUGGGUCUACCUUGGCUGAUCAAAUCCUCCUUCUCACCUACGCAACCAGGAAAGCACUAUAUCAGCAUAAACUCGGGUGGCCUCGAGUACAGCGCAAUUUCUCUACUAUCGACGCUAAUGAUGUUAUACAUUGCGUUCGCGUCAAAUAAAUUUCAGCUAGAUAGAAAAGUAGGCCGGGCCUGUCUCUGUAUGUACGCAGUAUUUCUCAUUCUGGCCUCCCUGAUCGAGCUCAAUGUAUUCUUCAGGGUGAAUCUGCCCACUUGUCAGAGGACGGUCAAAUGAUCGUGCAUCGGACGCGCACACCGAAUAUAUCUGUUCCGACGAUUCUAACUGUCGUAGGCUCUCUCUGUGCGAACCUGCGAAACACGAUAAACUGAGGAAGGGUGCUUAUAUAUUGACUACAUGAGAAUUUUUUUGUGUGUACAGUUUUAAUAUUACAUUUAUUACGAUAAAGAGUUGAGGAACAACACAUUUUAUACGUCUGUCAUUUAGCGUAAUAUCAACUAGGUAUUGCAUUAUUAUUAAAUUAUAACACCCCUACAUUUAAGGAGUUGUCUACCUUACGGAUUAGAUCAGUAAUAGAAUACGUUCUAGACGGUUGCUCACGCCUAUACGGAGAGAUGAUGCACGUCUGCGCUCCGAAGUAGUUACAUACCUUAAACGGUCAGACGCCAAGUUUCACUAGACGUAUGAGAAGUAAGGCAGUGGACACGCGAUCAUAAAGUCGAAGGCGAUCGAUAGAUCGAUCAUCGAGAGAGAUAUUACAAUUAAUGGCUGCUUCAAAGGAAGCUUUGACCGUAUAUGUAUAAGCACAGAAAUACGAUAGGCCAAUUAAAGCCUUGGAUUAAAAAUGCAAAACUUUUGUUUUCUUUGGGUAUGGUCUAUUUUCUCAUUUUUCUUUUUUUUUUUUCAAUACUCAUGCGAUUCCACUAACUCUGCGAUUACGCGUGCGAGUAUCUUGUCACGUAUCUUUUAGGAUUACUGUUCAAUUUUUACAGCAGGAUAUAUUGCAAGAUCACGAAUUAUAUAAGAUUCUUUUUUAAACGUUAUAUCACGUUUACCUCGUUUCCCUUUUUUUUUCUCUGGUAAUCACUAUUUUUAUCGAGGGUACAAUUUUAUCGGGACGAAUGAUUCUUCAAUUGAUAAUUUCUCCGGUAUGAAAAUUUGAUCCAUCACAGGCAGCGAUAUAGGUUUCGUUAACCAUAUGUUAAAAUUGAAAAAACACCGUUAAUAUUGACCUUCGAUGUAUUUAAUAUCACGCACUGACAUUAGACCACAUACGCAACCAUGUAGCUAGUUAAUUAACAAAUUAAGAUUAAUAUAUCUGUAAUAAAUUAUUAUAAAUGGCCAGUCGGAAGAUCUUCCUGCUCGAUGUGUUUAACAACGGAGGUAGGCACUAAAUCUCUAUCGCCUUAUUCAAAAAUGAUCCGAACGAUUUAUGAGCAUUUCUUUUUGGUAUAAUUCUGACGAGUAAAUCUGUCGUGCAUAUAUAUACACACAUAUAUAAAAUGCGACGAAGCUAAUGCAAGAUUAAAUGAUUUCUCCAAAUGACUGUUUAUCUUUCGUCAUUAAAAUAUAUAUUAAAUAUUAAUAAAAGAUUUUCGCACAGAAUUUUAACUAGCUAUAUGAUUUCUAUUAUAGUGCCGUGUAUUAAAAUAUCUUUAUUAUAGUUCAAUAUUGAAAUCGACAGGUUGAUGUGCCCAUUUUUAAUGCGAUCCGUCUAUUUUCUUUCGAGUAUGAUCGAUGAUAUAGAUUAGUAUUCACACUUGUAUCCUACAUUGAUUUAGCCUUAUAAAACAACUUGAUCCACCCACGCUCCAAGUAACUGUAACACGCAGCGUACAGAAUUCUAACUUACGUUAAAUCAAUAAUCCAUUAGUAAAACAGUAGCCGAAGUAACUAUUUUGUUUGAGGAUUUAAUCCAUUUAUCAGCAUCACUGUUAGGUAAAUGCACGCAGAAACAUCUUAUGUCCCAUUGAGAGUAUAAUUGUUUACGCAAUAAAUAACUUUAAAAAAA
Molecule: messenger RNA, 3284 nt
Organism: Cephus cinctus (wheat stem sawfly)
Lineage: Eukaryota; Metazoa; Arthropoda; Insecta; Hymenoptera; Cephidae
Gene: zyd
Product: sodium/potassium/calcium exchanger 3
Exons: 8
Coding region: 119-1549 (476 amino acids)
Biological process (GO): calcium ion transmembrane transport; intracellular calcium ion homeostasis
Cellular component (GO): membrane
Molecular function (GO): calcium channel activity; calcium, potassium:sodium antiporter activity
Source: RefSeq, a predicted model, not a curated record